Metschnikowia bicuspidata var. bicuspidata NRRL YB-4993 is the source of this 1839-nucleotide messenger RNA. Its product is annotated as ribosome biosynthesis protein. Gene Ontology annotation, biological process: ribosomal large subunit biogenesis; ribosomal small subunit biogenesis. Gene Ontology annotation, cellular component: nucleolus. The record is from RefSeq and is a predicted model, not a curated record. Gene Ontology annotation, molecular function: DNA binding; RNA binding. The transcript is spliced from 2 exons. Bases 361 to 1668 code for a protein of 435 amino acids. Lineage: Eukaryota; Fungi; Ascomycota; Pichiomycetes; Serinales; Metschnikowiaceae.
UUGAUUUGCCCGUUCACACAAAAUGUGAAUUGUUCAAUUGAUGCUGGAAUUUACCAACUUCAGUAAAAAAUCUUUGGGAAAAAUGCGUGAUUUCUAGAAACAAGAAAUGAGUUCGAAAAUUCAAAAAGCUCUACAAAUCUUCCAGAUUGCAUAUGAUAUGAUUGAAUUGUGAAUAAACUUCUUAAGAGCUCGAUAUUGUUCACUCAAAUUAUCGGUACCAACUCUUACUUCACCGUGGAAGGCCACCAACCCUGCUUGCCCAUACCACGCCGCACCAUGAAGGUCCUGCACUCGCUGCGAUGCCUGAUGCAAUAAUUUUUCUACUCUACGAUAUUCUAGUUAAGCUUCGGUUCUCUAAACAUGACGAACUCUCUCGAGGAAAGAUUGAAGACUCACUCUACGGCUUUCGAUGGCUUGUUAUCUUUAAUUCCCGCCAAAUACUAUUACGACGAUGCCACCCAAGACCAAUGGCAAAAGAAGAAAAAGGGAAAGAAAGAGGUGAGCGAAGAUAGAAUGGCAAAGUUGGACCCCGAGUCUGCUGUAACUGCUGACUCAUACAACACCAACGGUGCAAGUGCUAAAGAAGUCAUGGACAACAGAGCGAUGACAGCCAAAAAGGUUAGUCUUCCCCGCAAACAAAUCAAAAAUGAAGCUAUUAAGGAGAAUGCUAAGGAGGAGAAGGAUAUUCCCGAGAAAAGUCUUCCGGAAACUAAAGACGGUGAGGAGCUUAUAAAUGUGAGAUCUCAGAUGGUUUUUGACGAUGAAGGCGAUGAACAGGCUUCUGAAGAGAACCCAGCUGUCGAAAAGACUCAACAGAAGUCCAAAAAGAAAGAACUCACCCCUGAAGAGCAAAAACUUCGCGAAAAGCGUAGGGCUGACUUGAAGGAAAAGCUCGCUAAAAAAAUUAAUCUUUUGAGAGAGAAAAGAAAGGCCCCAGGCACCAAGACAGGUGGUCCUGUAAAAUCGAGGGAGCAAAUGCUCACGGAGCGUAAGAGAAGAGAAGAGCUCAAAAAGCAAGAGAAGCUUAAACGGAAGCGAGAUGAGGUCGACGAUGAAAGUGAUAAGUCGGAUGACGAAGAAGAAGACGAUGAAGAGGAAGAUGAAAAGGAUGAGGAUGAAGAAUCCGAUGUCCUCUUCGGUAAUAUUCAAUUUGCCGACGGCUCUAGAAUGACCUCCGACUUGAAAACCAUUCGGAACGGUGUUGAUAAAAAGAAAAAGAAAGGGCCUGCAAACAAAGAUAUCAAAGCGCAUUUGACAAAGCUUGAAGCCAAGAGAAGAAAGCUUGAUCUGCUAACGCCCGAGGAGAGAAAGAAGCUUGAAGAAAAGGAACAGUGGAGCAGUCUUAUGAGUCAAGCAGAAGGUGUCAAGAUCAAGAAUGACGAGAAACUUUUGAAGAAAGCAUUAAAAAAGAAAGAGAAACAAAAACUUAAGAGUGAAAUCGAGUGGAGAGAAAGAAAACAGGUUGUCAAAGACACAGUCUCCGCGCGUCAAAAGAGAAGAGAAGCAAACUUGAAGGCAAGAAGGGAGAAUAAGGGAAAGAAGAGCAAAAACCAACAGAAAUUGAGGAAGUUCACAGGUGUCGUGAAGAAAACCAAAGGCGCUAAAGAUGGUAAGAAACGAGCUGGAUUUGAAGGCAACGCCAAGUCCAAGGGCAAGCAGAAAAAUUAGCAUGUAAUAUAGUAAUCUAAUGAAAUGAAGGUUAAAGACGCAAUCGUACCAGCACAAAACUUCAGUGCGGUCCACAAGCUAGGCAAUAUUUGAGGUGAACUCCCACGAUAUGUAUUGUUAAAUCUGAUUCUCUGAAUUGCCCGAAUGGUGGAUGACCCUGUCACUGAAUAU